AAUACGUUGCUAUAGUGCCAAUGAUGUUGUUUUUGUAGUAGUAUUUUCUUCAAUCAUGAAAAACAGAAGGAUGUGGGUUAGGUAAAUACAAACAUAAAUGGCGUUCCAGGUCAAAUUGACGGAGCAAUCACGAUCAAAUCUGGGAAUUGCAUUGAUGACCCUUAACAUAAUUAUAGCUGUGUCAAACGCUCUCUUGCUAGUUUUCGGAUUAGUGAUCAAACAGAAAUUCAAGUUCCACGAGGAAAUCUUCCUGGCGUACAAAGGGAAUGGAUUGUACAACAUGCUCAUAUGGACCGGAGCUUGGCUCGGGACAUCCCAUCUUAUCUUUGCAGUGUUCAUGUUCCUGUCUGGAAAAGCUCAAAAGAAGGGAUUUAAAGAAAUCAAAAGUUCUGACAAAAAGCUCGGUGUAGUGUUCAUAAACGCUGCAGUUGGGGCAUAUAUUGCAUACAUAAUUGUGGAUAUCGCUGUUGGGUCAGUGUGUCUGAGUCAUCAACACUUCAUCAGACACUCGUGUAACUCGCACAACCAAUGUCAUGAUGAAGUGAUGGGGUAUUUUGAAAAUAUCCUCAAUCCAGCAGCAGUUUUUGCGUUCUGUGAAAUCCCAUUUGAGAUUCUCAUUGCGUUUCUUGCACGACUCUUGGCCACCUCCAUAAAGGAAUGUUACAAUCUUGGAGAUUUUGGUGCCACCACCUAUGGCUAUAUCACCAAACCAGAUGAAAACACGACCAACAGCAUUGACUACACAAAGCUGCACGACUACGACGAAGACAAUACUAACUACAACAAAGACCCGAACAUCCUAUAUGAUACCACAGCAACAUAUAAUGAUGUCGGUGCAUUUGAAAACGAGGCACGAUAUUAUGAAGAUGGUGCAGAUGAAAAUUAUGCUCCAUUUUCUCAAAAUGAUGCCACUGAACUUGAAAGUGGUGAGGAUAACGAGCCAGAUGCUCUUGAUAAUGACUUCGAACACAAUUCCCAGUUUAACAACAGAAAAAUACCGAACCAUUAUGAAUCUUAUGUUGAUCCGCUGAAAAGAAAAAUUGAAUUCCAGAGUGAUGGAGAACUAAACAACGGACAAAUUCCAAACUAUCGUGAAUCUCAUGUCAAUGCCCAUUACGGAAACGUUACCGGAGGUCAAAAUCAGCAACAUCUACAUACUUAUCAGCAAAACGGGCCAUACACACAUGAUACGUAUUAUAACAAUCAGCAACCUGGACAGACGGCUGUGCAAAAUGGGGUCUAUCCGGAUGGAACACAAUAUUACAAUGAUCAGAGCAGCAAUAAAGUCAGUACAAGAGAACAUAUUAAAGAUGGAAAACGAAAAAUGAAGGCAGCAGUUAUGACCGGUGAUAAAGAUGUAAUGAUGCAAACAUUGAAGACAACUGGUGGAACCAUUGCAAAACAACUUCUUUCUAAAGGUAUCACCAAAGCAUUUGGUACAAUAGAGGAAGGGUCAAAACGAAGUGAUAAACACAAACCACAUGUACAGUCUUCACCAUACGAUGAACAACCCGAAUUCUAUGAUGAAUCAUAUCCAGAACAACAACGCCAAGAUUUAGGAGAAUUAAGACAUUAUCCAAAUUAUGACCAUACACCAUCACAAACUGAUAUGGUGACAAAGCCACGGUCAGCAAAAAGGACAGACCCUCGAUCAGCUUAUUUGGCGUCACCUAAAACAUUAACGAAUAAGACGCCUGAAUUACCUAAGAAGAAUGCACCUGAAACACCAAACAAGGUACCCGAGCCACCUAAGAAAAAGGCACCUGAGACACCUAAAAAGGCACAUGAGCAACCUAAGACAAAGGCACCUCAAACAUCUAAGAAAACACCUAAGUCACUUAAGACAAAGGUACCUGAGCCACUUACGAAAAAGGCACCCGAAACGCCUGAAAAGGCACAUGGGUCACCUAAGACAAAGACACCUGAAACAUCUAAGAAAGCACCCGAGUCACCUAAGUCAAAAGCUCCUGAAACACCCAAGAAGACCCCUGGGUCACUAAAGAAACAGGCACCCGAGCCACCUAAGAAAAAGGCACCUGAAACACCUCAGAAAAAGGCACACGAGUCAUCACCUAAGAAAAAGGCACCUGAAAUACCAAAGAAGGCACCUGAAACACUCAAGAAGGCACCUGAGCCACCUAAGAAAAAGGCACCAGCGACACCUAAGAAAAGGGCACCAGAGCCACCGAAAACAAAGGCACCCGAUACACCUAAAAUAAAGGCACCCGAGUCAGCUAAGAAAAAGGCACCAGAGACACCGAAGACAAAGGUACCGCAGACACCUAAGAAAAAGGCACCAGAGCCACCUAAGAAAAAGGCACCUGAAAUACCAAAGAAGGCACCUGAAACAGCUAAGAAAAAGGCACCCGAGCCAACUAAGAUAAAGGCACCCAAGUCACCGAAGACAAAGGCACCCGAAAUACCAAAGAAGGCACUUGAGACAGCUAAGAAAAAGGCACCCGAGCCAACUAAGAAAAAGGCACCCGAGACACCAAAGAAAAAGGCGCAGGAAGCUCAGAAGAAGACUCCUGAUAAAACAACAAAACCUAAACAGCCGAAAAAGACAUCAAAAACAGAAAAACCAUCAAAACCGAAAAAAGCAUCAAAACCGCCAAAAGCCCCGAAAUCCCUAAAGGCACCAAAACAACCUAAACAAUCGAAAACAGUAUCUACAAAAAAAGCAAAAACUUCAAAACCGGGAAAGGCACCAAAACCAGCAAAAGCACAAAAACCUUCAAAGCAGACAAAGGCACCAAAACCUGCAAAGGCGGCAAAGGCACCAAAACCAGCAAAGAAACCAAAACCUGUAAAACCAAAGAAAACCAAACCAGCAAAGAAACCAAAACCUGUAAAACCAAAGAAAGCUAAACCAGCAAAGAAACCAAAACCUGUAAAAGCAAAGAAAGCCAAACCAGCAAAGAAAAAGAAAAAAUGAUAUAUUGGAGCCUGAAUAAUUCCGAUCAUAAUCUCAUAAAAUAAAAUAUAAUAAAUCGAC
This is a messenger RNA of Owenia fusiformis, 2995 nucleotides long. Lineage: Eukaryota; Metazoa; Annelida; Polychaeta; Sabellida; Oweniidae. The record is from the annotation of a GenBank genome assembly.